AAUGACGGCGGCCCGUGCAGCGGGUGAGUUUUCAUGUCUCAGCUUUGGAAGUUUACCUUGCAGGUGUCAAGUUGCGGCAGCGUCAUUCCGGCUUAUUUUGGGUGCCACUGCUUCCACGCUACUGACAUCUGCAUCUGCCCUUCUCCAUGUUUUCGGACAUAUUUCCCAGCCUUGCAUAUCACUCCCCUAAUCAUCCUAUGAUUUCUAUAUGGCAUCACUAACAUGUGUUGUUCGCAGCCCAUGCAGAUGACUUCGACAUGGCCAAGCUAUCAAAGUCGCUGAAGCAACGGCAACGGCAUGCUCGUCGUAACAGUGCCAAUGUCGCAAAAUUGACGCCAGCCGAAAUCCGAUCGCUGAAUAACAAAGGCCUCGACUCCACGACUGGAAGUCAGUCCAGCUCGAAUUCGGUUUCACCCGUCAAGUCACGGCGUGCAACUACUACGACUCCACCAACCACUCCUCCCGAAAAGGCGUCUGCCUACCAGGCACAGAGCCACAGAAACUCCGUCUCUCGGAACUCGACCGUCGAUGUCCCCACACCUCCUCACACGCCCAAUGGACAUCGAAGGCCAUCGCAAUCAAGUACACGCAGCCACAGCCAUGGUCAUCAUUCCGAUCAACCUCAUGGUAACGGAACUAUUCACGCUCCUCGUCCUAGAGGUUCUGCUCACGCCGCUUUUGUGGCGGCUAACGGAUUGUCUCCACGACCAUCAAGCUCCGGAUCGUCGACCUAUCGUGGGCUUCAAACUUACAGGGGUCCGGAAGUCACUCGAAAUGGGUCCUUCAACAUGCUUCAGCGACCAUCUUCCAAUAUUGUUACCAACCCGCUUUCUUACUUUUCCAGGCCCCGGCAAAGCGUGCUUAGUGCAUCGCCGGAGCGGUCUCGCAGCUCUCAGGAAGUGAGCAUCUAUCGUGCCCAGAGUUUGCGGAACGAACGUGAUAAUUCAAUCUCCAACAUCAGCGCGGCUUCCUCGCGACCCGCCAGCCCUCACAGGCAGAGCGACUCCCCGGUGUCCAUGAUGCAUGAAAAUGAAAAGUUUACAGUGCUCAAUCCAGCGGAUGAUCCACACAAUCAGCCAAAGGUUUCAAGCGACGGCGAGAUACCUGCGAUGAAUGAGAAAGCAGUCAACACAGCACCAGAUGAGAAAGAAGCGUUUCCUCCGUUGCCAGUACAACGCGUCACAGACCAGGCAGAGACACCCAAAAGGGAGAGCAAGAAGAGGUUCACUCUUUUUGGGGCGGAAAAGGGCAACCAAGACGGAACGGACAGUACUAAUAAGCUGAAGAAGUUGAGAAGACGGUCUCUGCCACUCACCGAACUCCAUCAGCCGAAAAGUUCUGAAGUGGAACAAUUGCCAUCCGAAGGCCAAGCCGCGGCGUCGAAUGAGGAGCUCCAUGUGGAUGGUGCCCAAAUCGAGGAGUGUGACUUUGCAGCUCAUCCGGCAGUUCGACCUCUAUCCCUUGUCAUCCCUGACGAAUUCAAAGGCAAGGAGAGGGAAAUUGAUUGCGGCCCAGUCUACGCUCGUUGCUCUUGUUGUGGCAAAAUCAAACGUCCACCUGGAGCAUCCGAUCUCAGUCCAGUCAUGGAAAACGAAAACCUGCGGACAAAUUUCAGCUUUGAAAUCGAAAGGACGUCUAAUAAUCCCGCCAGACGCAGCUCGGACAGCAGUCGAGGGAAGUUCACACCUAUAAUACCGAUGGUAGUGGCCGAGAAUGAGACCCGCCAGGCCAGCAUCGAACCAUACAAGACUCCUAUCGAGCCGACAUCGCACCAACGACAGGUUACCAGCCCAGGUCCCAGCUCCAGGAAGAUGAAUCCCCAUCUCGCCUCGCCGCCAAAAUUCGUCCGAUUUGUAAGUCUCCACGGUCGAAGAAAUGUUGAUUCCUCUAUAAUCGACGAAGAGGACGAAACGGAAGUGGUCAAGGAAACGCCGUUGGUAGCCGAGCGAACCCAUGUUCAUUUCGCUGAUGUGAAGACGCAUGAGUUUGGAGUGUCGAAUGAGAUUGUGAAUGGUCAAGCCAUGCCUGAGGCCCAGACGAACCAAGAGACGGCGGAAGCAAAGCUCGAGGACCAACAUACGAACACUGAACUGGUGGAAAGCACCCCUAGAGCACCAUCAAAUGCUGGAUCCGAGUCUGAUGCCUUCUUCACGCCUAUGGAUGGUGCUACGCCUCUCGACGAGGAUCCAACAUGCGAGAUAGAAGAGGAAAACGAGCUGAAACAGAAUUCUCAAGGCAGGUCCUUGCUUACUUUGCCACAACCAUCGUUCGGACCGCAAUUUACUCGCAGCAGCGACUCGCUAAGAGAUUUUGUCCUACGAAGCGGCAGUGUGAGGGUGGCGGGUGACAGGGAGAACUUGCACGAGCUCAGUAAGCAGGUGAGCAGGGAAAAUGAAGUCAUGGCUGUAUGAAAGAGGUGGAUAAAGUAUGCUGGUUGUCAUGUGGCUGUUGAUGUGCAUGUUUUCAUGAUAGCGUUAGUGGAUGCGAGCGAGCGAGCAAGUAAGCGGGUUGUUUGCGGUUGAAUCAAUGCAGAAUCACGAUAAAUAUGAGGCUCAAUGAAAUGAUAUUUUGACGACUGACUUCU
Molecule: messenger RNA, 2584 nt
Organism: Exophiala viscosa
Lineage: Eukaryota; Fungi; Ascomycota; Eurotiomycetes; Chaetothyriales; Herpotrichiellaceae
Exons: 1
Coding region: 258-2411 (717 amino acids)
Source: RefSeq, a predicted model, not a curated record